AUGUGGAACUCUGCGGAGAACCUGUCAGUGAGGUCGGCGUCGUUCAGGGAAGACGAAGACGAUGAGGAGGCGCUCCGGUGGGCGGCGCUGGAGAGAUUGCCGACUUAUAGCAGAGUGAGGAAGGGCAUUUUCACGAACAUUGUUGGAGACUCCAAAGAAAUCGAUGUUAAGAAGCUUCAAGUUGAUGAGAGAAAAGUCGUGUUGGAUCGGCUUGUGAAUUCUGUGGAGGAUGAUUCUGAGAAGUUCUUCGAUCGGAUGCGGCGGCGUUUCGAUGCAGUAGAACUACAGUUUCCAAAGAUUGAGGUGCGAUUUCAGCAUCUGACUGUGGAGUCUUUUGUACAUGUUGGAAGCAGAGCACUGCCCACUAUUCCAAAUUUCCUUUUCAAUAUGUCUGAUGCUUUAUUAAGGCAGUUGCGGGUAUACCAUGGCAGGAGACAAAAGUUAACAAUUUUAGAUGAUAUUAGUGGGAUUAUUAGACCUUCCAGAUUGACACUACUUUUGGGUCCUCCAAGUUCUGGAAAGACAACACUGUUAUUGGCUCUUGCUGGCCGCCUUGGACAGGAUUUGCAGAUGUCAGGGAGCAUUACAUACAAUGGACAUAGUUUAAAUGAGUUUGUUCCUCAGAGGACAUCUGCUUAUGUCAGUCAACAAGAUUGGCACGUGGCAGAGAUGACAGUGAGGGAGACUCUUGACUUAUCAGCUCGUUGUCAGGGUGUUGGAUAUAAAUAUGAUAUGCUUCUGGAACUUUCACGAAGAGAGAAAAUUGCUGGAAUAAAACCUGAUGAAGAUCUUGAUAUACUUAUGAAGGCAUUAGCUUUAGGAGGCCAAGACACGAGCCUUGUUCUGGAGUACAUUUUGAAGAUUUUAGGUUUGGACAUUUGUGCGGACACACUAGUGGGAGAUGAAAUGCUUAAGGGAAUCUCCGGUGGCCAGAAGAAGCGGCUUACUACAGGUGAAUUAUUAGUGGGGCCAUCUAGAGUGUUGUUUAUGGAUGAAAUAUCAACCGGGCUAGAUAGUUCAACUACUUAUCAAAUCGUCAAGUAUCUUAGGCAUUCAACUCGUGCACUUGACGGAACUACAAUUAUUUCUCUGCUUCAACCUGCUCCUGAGACUUAUGAAUUAUUUGAUGAUAUUAUACUCAUGUGUGAGGGCCAAAUUGCUUACCAGGGGCCUCGUCAUGCUGCUCUUGAGUUUUUUGCGUUCAUGGGGUUUAGUUGUCCUGAGCGGAAGAAUGUAGCAGACUUUCUUCAAGAAGUUUUGUCAAAAAAAGACCAAGAGCAGUAUUGGGCUAAUCUUGAUCUCCCUUAUCGGUACAUACCUGUGGUGAAGUUUGCUGAAGCAUUUCGUUCAUUUCGUGCUGGGAAGAAUUUGUCUGAGGAACUGAAUGUUCCAUUUGAUAGACAUUAUAAUCAUCCAGCAGCCUUGCCUACUUCUCGUUAUGGCGUGAAGAGGAGAGAACUUCUCAAGACCAACUUUAACUGGCAGGUGCUACUGAUGAAACGGAAUUCAUUUAUCUAUGUUUUUAAAUUCAUUCAGCUCCUUCUUGUUUCUUUGAUCACGAUGAGUGUUUUUUUCCGAACAACACUGCAUCAUAAUACAAUUGAUGAUGGGGGCCUGUAUCUCGGGGCACUGUACUUUGCUAUGGUUAUUAUUCUUUUUAAUGGCUUUACGGAGGUCUCAAUGUUGGUAGCAAAGCUUCCAGUGGUUUACAAGCAUAGGGACUUGCACUUCUACCCAUGCUGGGCUUAUACACUUCCUUCUUGGCUCUUGAGCAUCCCAACUUCACUUAUAGAGUCCGGUUUAUGGGUGGCAGUUACAUAUUUUGUAAUUGGAUUUGAUCCUAACAUCAUUCGAUUCUUUCGCCAGUUCCUGUUAUAUUUCUUUCUGCACCAAAUGUCUUUAGCUCUUUUUAGAGUGAUGGGCUCCUUGGGUAGAAAUAUGAUAGUUGCUAAUACAUUUGGAUCUUUCGCCAUGUUGGUUGUCAUGGGUCUUGGUGGAUAUGUCAUUUCAAGGGAUAGUAUCUCACGUUGGUGGAUCUGGGGCUUCUGGGUUUCUCCUUUAAUGUAUGCUCAAAAUGCAGCUUCUGUGAAUGAGUUUCUUGGACAUUCUUGGGAUAAGAGAGCUGGAAACCACGAUAACAUGACAUUAGGCGAGGCAUUGCUGCAAGCACGUAGUCUGUUUCCACAGAGUUAUUGGUAUUGGAUCGGUGUUGGUGCUUUGUUCGGAUAUACCGUUUUAUUCAACAUCCUUUUCACUAUAUUCCUAACUUACCUCAAUCCUUUGGGGAGGCGUCAAGCUGUUGUUUCUGAGGAAGAGCUCCAGGAGAGAGACAAAAGAAAAAAGGGUGAACCUGUUAUUAUUCAGCUUAGACAGUACUUACAGCAUUCAGGUUCACUAACAGCGAAAAGUUUAAAUCAAAGGGGCAUGGUUCUUCCAUUUCAACGACUUUCCAUGUCUUUCAGCAAUAUCAAUUAUUAUGUGGAUGUGCCCAUGGAAUUGAAGCAGCAGGGGGUAUUAGAAGAUAGAUUACAGUUGUUAGUUAAUAUUACUGGAGCAUUCAGGCCUGGUGUGCUUACUGCUUUAGUUGGAGUAAGUGGUGCUGGCAAAACCACUCUCAUGGAUGUGUUAGCAGGUAGAAAAACUGGUGGAGUAAUAGAAGGGAGCAUAAAUAUAUCUGGUUAUCCUAAAAAUCAAGAAACUUUUGCCAGAAUAUCUGGUUACUGUGAGCAGAAUGACAUUCACUCCCCUUGCUUGACUGUUCUUGAAUCACUUCUGUUCUCUGCCUGGCUUCGGUUACCUCAAGAUGUUGACCUGGAAACACAAAAGGCUUUUGUUGAGGAGGUGAUGGAACUUGUGGAGCUCACCCCGCUAAGUGGGGCAUUAGUUGGUCUUCCUGGUGUAGAUGGUUUGUCAACUGAACAAAGAAAACGGUUGACUAUUGCUAUUGAACUGGUUGCCAACCCUUCUAUAGUUUUUAUGGAUGAACCCACAUCAGGAUUGGAUGCAAGGGCUGCAGCCAUUGUUAUGAGGACUGUGAGGAAUAUUGUAAAUACUGGGCGAACAAUUGUCUGCACAAUUCAUCAGCCCAGCGUCGACAUUUUUGAAUCAUUUGAUGAGCUAUUGUUUAUGAAGCGUGGAGGAGAGGUUAUUUAUGCAGGUCCACUUGGCCCCAAUUCUUGCAAGCUCAUUGAGUAUUUUGAGGCAGUUGAAGGAGUUGCAAAGAUCAGACCUAGAUAUAAUCCUGCUGCAUGGAUGUUAGAGGUCACUUCAUCAUCAGAAGAAAAUCGUCUUGGUGUGGAUUUUGCAGAAAUUUAUAGAAGAUCAAAUCUAUUUCAGCGUAACAAAGAGCUGGUUGAAAGUUUAGGCAAACCAAAUAGAGAGUCAAAGGACUUGAACUUUCCAACCAAGUAUUCUCAGUCAUUUUUUGAUCAGUUUCUAGCUUGUCUUUGGAAGCAAAAUCUGUCUUAUUGGCGAAACCCACAAUACACUGCAGUGCGUUUCUUCUACACUCUCAUCAUCUCGUUGAUGCUUGGAACUAUAUGUUGGAAAUUUGGUUCGAAAAGGGACACGCAGCAGGAGAUAUUUAAUGCUAUGGGAUCCAUUUAUGCUGCAGUUUUGUUCCUUGGAGUCACCAAUGGCGCUGCUGUUCAACCUGUUGUCUCUGUUGAAAGAUUUGUUUCAUAUAGAGAAAGAGCCGCAGGGAUGUAUUCAGCUCUACCAUUUGCGUUUGCUCAGGUUGCCAUCGAGCUCCCUUACGUGUUUGCGCAGACGCUUAUAUACUGCACAAUAUUCUACUCCUUGGCAGCAUUUGAGUGGACUGCUUCAAAGUUUAUUUGGUACACAUUCUUUAUGUAUUUCACCGUUCUAUACUUCACGUUUUUCGGAAUGAUGACUACUGCUGUCACGCCAAACCAUAAUGUGGCCGCCAUAAUUGCUGCUCCAUUUUACAUGCUUUGGAAUCUCUUUUGUGGAUUGAUGAUUCCUCACAAGAGGAUCCCCAUAUGGUGGAGAUGGUAUUACUGGGCAAACCCCAUAGCUUGGAGCCUCUACGGCCUUCUAGCUUCCCAGUACGGGGACAGUAAUCAACUCGUGAAGCUAUCAGACGGAGUACACUCCAUGUCCACAGGACUACUCGUUAAAGAAGUGUUUGGAUUCAGGCACGAUUUCCUUGGCAUUGCCGCUUUCAUGGUGGUUUUCUUUUGCAUGUUUUUCGCGGUGAUAUUCGCUUAUGCAAUCAAAUCCUUAAACUUCCAAAAGAGAUAACAAGGCAGAGCGGAUGCUAUGCUGCUAGAACCAUAAUUUAUGUUGUUGUGUUCAUAACAGGUAUUCAGUUCCUAUAUAGCUAUAUAUAUAAAUCC
This is a messenger RNA of Camellia sinensis, 4358 nucleotides long. It is a transcript of the gene ABCG32, whose product is annotated as pleiotropic drug resistance 4. NCBI's taxonomy places the organism in Eukaryota, Viridiplantae, Streptophyta, Magnoliopsida, Ericales, Theaceae. Gene Ontology annotation, cellular component: membrane. Gene Ontology annotation, molecular function: ABC-type transporter activity; ATP hydrolysis activity; ATP binding. The record is from RefSeq and is a predicted model, not a curated record.